UCAGGCCCGGCCCAUAGUACGCGCCACCUCCACGAGUCCAAUCAUAACGCAGGGAAUGCCUCCCCCUUCCUCCCUCCCUCCCUUCAUCCAUCCAUCCUCCUACAACACGACGCACAGAGCAACAUCCACGUUUCGAUUCGAGCCGGUGGAUGAAUUAACUCUCACAGCGGAGUUUGAGAGACUGCUGUCCGCUCCUGGACUCACUAACCGAGGUUUUGUGGACCUGAAGGCGUCUUUUGCCAGGAAUAAAGGCGGAGGACACUGAAAAAAGAAACACCAGAAGGAGAAGAGACUUUUUCUCACAUCACAUCCUCCUCCAAACUCUCCUCGCUGCUCUCCAUCAUCUUCACAGCUUCACCACGAUGAAGCAGAAGGAAGACCUGAACCCCAUGCUGCUGCUCCUCUUCCACCUCAUGGUCUGGAUCUACUCCUUCAUCACCUUCCUGCCUUCCUUCCUCCUCAGCUGGUUCUCCUCGCCCGACGGGGACAUCUACGGGUCCGAGGCUGACCGAGCCAAGAGGGCAAAAGCCCGGUCUGUGCUCGGACGCCCAGAGGGACCUUACAGAGCGGUGAGCGCCAUGAAGAGGCUGGGGACGUCUCUGCACCUGGGGAUGGACACCCUGGAUAAGAUGUUUGAGUUUGCGGCCACCAGGUUUCCACACAGGGACUGUCUGGGGACGAGGGAGGUGAUCAGUGAGGAGGAUGAGCGGCAGUGCAACGGGAAGGUGUUCAAGAAGGUGGUUCUUGGUGAGUACCGCUGGAUCACCUAUGAAGAGGUCCUCACAGCAGCGUCACAGCUGGGCAGUGGUUUGGCUUCACUGGGUCAGCGGCCCAAAAACAACAUCGCCAUCUUCUGCGAGACACGAGCAGAGUGGAUCAUAGCCGCCCAGGCCUGCUUCAUGUACAACUUCCCAUUGGUCACCCUUUACUCCACACUGGGAGGUCCGGCUAUCGCUCACGGACUGAAUGAGACUCAGGUCACCCACAUCAUCACCAGCAGAGAGCUCCUGGAGACAAGACUGAAGGCCAUCCUGCUUGAGGUCCCGAGGCUGCAGCAUAUCAUCGUGGUGGACAGCACGCCGACCUCAUGGCCCAGCUACGCACGUGGCAUCAGUGUCCACAACAUGGCUGCUGUUCAAAAGCUGGGGGCCAAACCUGAGAACGCAGGUCGUGAGCGAAAGCAGCCGCUGCCCUCAGACAUCGCCGUCAUCAUGUACACCAGCGGAUCCACCGGCAUACCAAAGGGGGUCGUGAUCUCACACAGCAACAUCAUCGCUGGCAUCACAGGCAUGGCCGAGCGGAUACCCAACCUGUGUGAGGAGGACACCUACAUUGGCUACCUGCCACUCGCACACGUGUUGGAGCUCAGUGCAGAGCUCGUGUGUGUUUCUUACGGCUGCAGGAUCGGCUACUCGUCACCUCAGACUCUAGCUGACCAGUCAACAAAAAUCAAGAAAGGAAGUAAGGGAGACACCAGCGUCCUGCAGCCCACCCUGAUGGCAGCUGUUCCGGAGAUCAUGGAUCGAAUCUAUAAAAACGUGAUGAUGAAGGUGGAGGAGAUGAACUGUGUCCAGCGAACGCUCUUCAUUCUUGCAUAUAACUACAAACUGGAGCAGCUUUGCAAAGGAUACAGCACACCUCUGUGUGACAAGCUGGUGUUCAGGAAAAUCCGCGCUCUCCUGGGAGGUCAUAUAAGAGUCUUACUUUCAGGUGGAGCGCCGCUCUCCGCCGCCACGCAACGCUUCAUGAACGUGUGUUUCUGCUGCCCGGUGGGUCAGGGAUACGGCCUGACGGAGACCUGCGGGGCCGGAACUAUUAGUGAAUUGUGGGAUUACAGCACUGGGAGAGUGGGAGGGCCACUGGUGUGCUCUGAGAUCAAGCUCAAAGACUGGGUGGAGGGUGGUUAUCGCAGCACUGACAAGCCACAUCCGAGAGGAGAGAUCCUGGUCGGCGGACCCAAUGUAACGCAAGGAUACUACAAGAGCGAGGCCAAGGCCCAGGAGGACUUCUUUGUGGAUGAAAAUGGUCAGCGGUGGUUCUGCACGGGAGACAUCGGAGAGUUCCACAAAGACGGCUGCCUUAAAAUAAUUGAUCGUAAGAAAGACUUGGUGAAGCUGCAGGCCGGAGAGUACGUGUCCCUGGGGAAGGUGGAGGCCGUGUUGAAGAACUGCUCUCUGGUUGAUAACAUCUGUGCCUACGCUAACAGUGAUGAGACGUACGUGAUCGGCUUUGUGGUGCCCAAUCAGAAGCAGCUACAAGCUCUGGCUGAGCAGUACAGUAUCAGGGGCUCGUUGGAGGAUAUGUGCAAUAGUAAGGCCAUGGAGGAGCUGGUCCUCAAAGUCCUCACUGAAGCUGCUCUGACAGACCAGCUAGAGCGCUUUGAGAUCCCCCGCAAGAUCCGUCUGAGCCCCGAACCGUGGACUCCAGAGACAGGAUUGGUGACUGAUGCAUUCAAGCUCAAACGCAAGGAGCUGAAAAGGCGAUACCUGGACGACAUUGAGAGAAUGUACGGCGGGAAGUAAAAGCGAGUACCAGCACGGCAUGGUUCACUCUCAAAAAACAGACCAACGCCUGACCCUGAACUCUCUCAGCACCUCUAAAUCCCUCCCCGUGAACACAGGAGCCACCAUGACGUGAAUCUUAACACAUAAGAUCUCUCAGAAUGAAGGAAAGGAGGGCGGUAGUGGUUCCAGGUUUAAUUUUUAACUCAAGAGAAGCUGAAAAACGCUCGAAGAAAACACAAAAACUCUCCGUCCACUGAUGCCUUGUCCUGUCCCUGUGCCCAGGUGUAUGACCUCUUACGAGGGAUCUUUGUUUUCACAGAUGUGAGUUAUGAAACAGAUUGUCUGACGUCUUCUGUUGAGCUCCGUCUUAGCAGAAGCUCAGGUUGUGUGGACAGGUUUGUUGCCUCAAAAGGAAAAAAUGAAAAAGCUCAUGUUUGUCCCAGAAUUAACUUUUUUUUAACUUUAAGCUUCCUUAUUUCCUCCUCCUCCUGCCGGUCAGGAGAGGGUUUUUGUUUGCGUGUUUUUAGUUCUGUCAGUGAUUUAUUUUGUUUCCCACCUGCAGUCUGACUUUGACUCCUGUGGUUUCUUGGACGUCUCUCCUCCGUCAGCACUUUGAGACCAAAAGCACACAGUUAUUUGAGGGCAAACGAGAGAAAAUUUGUACCCAUUUUUUAAAGAAAUUUAAAAAAUUGCACCAAUUGUUGUAUUGAAAAGAAAUGAGUAUGCACUGUUUAGUCUGCUGUAUUUUCCUAAAGUGUUGUACUUUUUUAUGUGCUGUACAAACACUGCUUGUAUUACAGACUGUGUAAACGUGUCUUCUUUUGUAAAUCAUAGUGCAAUAUCUAUCAUUUAUGUCCAAAUAAGGUUGUUGAUUACAGAGAGGACAAAAAUAAAACUUUCUCAACGUGCUUUGGUGCGCUGGUUGAAAAAUAAGAGUGCUACAAGUGCAACUUCUUUGUGUUUUGGUGACUUAUUGAUUCAGCAGGACUGAUUUA
Molecule: messenger RNA, 3499 nt
Organism: Notolabrus celidotus (New Zealand spotty)
Lineage: Eukaryota; Metazoa; Chordata; Actinopteri; Labriformes; Labridae
Gene: acsl3a
Product: acyl-CoA synthetase long chain family member 3a
Exons: 15
Coding region: 363-2522 (719 amino acids)
Biological process (GO): long-chain fatty-acyl-CoA metabolic process; long-chain fatty acid metabolic process; neuron differentiation
Cellular component (GO): lipid droplet; endoplasmic reticulum; plasma membrane
Molecular function (GO): long-chain fatty acid-CoA ligase activity
Source: RefSeq, a predicted model, not a curated record